This is a messenger RNA of Myotis davidii, 1957 nucleotides long. Its product is annotated as platelet endothelial aggregation receptor 1-like. Lineage: Eukaryota; Metazoa; Chordata; Mammalia; Chiroptera; Vespertilionidae. The transcript is spliced from 3 exons. The record is from RefSeq and is a predicted model, not a curated record. Bases 126 to 1292 code for a protein of 388 amino acids.
AGGGAAGACAAAAGGGUGUCCAGGGGAGGGAGGUCCUAGCGCCGAAGAGGAAGUGUGCAAAUCUGCAGGUGUGUGUGGAAGGGGUGUGCACGUGCGGAUGCCCUGGGGUCCGUGUGCAUGAGAACAUGUGUGUGUGUGAGCAUGGAGAGCAGUGUGUGGAAGGGGUGUGCACGUGCGGAUGCCCUGGGGUCCGUGUGCAUGAGAACAUGUGUGUGUGUGAGCAUGGAGAGCAGUGUGUGGAAGGGGUGUGCACGUGCGGAUGCCCUGGGGUCCGUGUGCAUGAGAACAUGUGUGUGUGUGAGCAUGGAGAGCAGUGUGUGGAAGGGGUGUGCACGUGCGGAUGCCCUGGGGUCCGUGUGCAUGAGAACACGUGUGUGUGUGAGCAUGGAGAGCAGUGUGUGGAAGGGGUGUGCACGUGCGGAUGCCCUGGGGUCCGUGUGCAUGAGAACAUGUGUGUGUGUGAGCAUGGAGAGCAGUGUGUGGAAGGGGUGUGCACGUGCGGAUGCCCUGGGGUCCGUGUGCAUGAGAACAUGUGUGUGUGUGAGCAUGGAGAGCAGUGUGUGGAAGGGGUGUGCACGUGCGGAUGCCCUGGGGUCCGUGUGCAUGAGAACAUGUGUGUGUGUGAGCAUGGAGAGCAGUGUGUGGAAGGGGUGUGCACGUGCGGAUGCCCUGGGGUCCGUGUGCAUGAGAACAUGUGUGUGUGUGAGCAUGGAGAGCAGUGUGUGGAAGGGGUGUGCACGUGCGGAUGCCCUGGGGUCCGUGUGCAUGAGAACAUGUGUGUGUGUGAGCAUGGAGAGCAGUGUGUGGAAGGGGUGUGCACGUGCGGAUGCCCUGGGGUCCGUGUGCAUGAGAACAUGUGUGUGUGUGAGCAUGGAGAGCAGUGUGUGGAAGGGGUGUGCACGUGCGGAUGCCCUGGGGUCCGUGUGCAUGAGAACACAUGUGUGUGUGAGCAUGGAGAGCAGUGUGCAGGCAGGGAGAGCACAGGUAGGGGAGUCUCUGGAGCCACCAAACAGCCACUCUCCCAACUCCAUCUUACCUCUCCCUCUGAACCCCUUCCCCCGCACCCAUCCCUGCGGAAACAGCUCUGCCCCCCCCCAUCAGGGGGAGCUGCAAACCCACACCCCAAACCAGGAAGCCAAGGGGCGAGGUGGAGGCAGUGGCUGACCUGCCACAGCCAUUGUUUCCAGGGACCAUCUUUUCUUUUCUUUCUACUCGUAGAGAUUCCUCAAAGCUGGUCCUGCUUUAAAACGUCUACGCUGUUCUUGCAAACUAACUGGGGGUCUGAACUGUGAGGUCUUCUUGCCCAGAUGCUUCCAGGCCACGCCCCUGCCAGGGAGGUCCCCACGGCACAGGCAGGUCGCCCUGGGCACCGGGCACCGAGUCUCACUACUGAGAAUCGUCCUCUGUUCUGGCUGAUAGGAAGCUCAGGGAUUCGUCUCCCUCCCACUCUACAUACACGUCUUCUCCCCAACCCACCGCUCUCUGUGCUUCCAUCUCCUCAGCUGUCUCGGGUCUCGGAAGGGAAAAGGGAAAGCAGGCAGACAGGGAUGGCCCCACGGCGGGAGUCCCACUUAGCGUGCUGCUCCCUCUGGCCGGGCUGGGCCACAGCAGCCCUUCCCUCCUCCAGGCCCAGAGCCUGAGAGGCCCGCUCCGGGCACAGCGGGAGGAGGCCGCCUGGCGGGUCUCCCUCAGCGCUGCCCUCUAACUCCUGGUUAAACUAACGUGAAAAUAACACAAUGGGAAUGGAGGCCAAUCAGACCCAUUCUCACCCCAGUUCAGGCAGACAAAACAGUCCUGGUUCAAUAUCUAAGACACGUGAAAGGAUGUUAAAAACUGAGAAGGUUCUCACAAUUUAUUUAUUUGCCUACACCCUGGGAAGCCACCACCGUCUGACACAGCUCCCUGGGCCAAAGCUGCCUGCGAACAGGUGACAGAGUGGGCAGGGCUGGCUCUGCAG